AUGGAUCCCGGCCCGGCUCACAAGCGACGGCGGCCGGCAGUAGCAUGUACCGAAUGUCGUCGGCGCAAGAUCCGGUGCGAUCGUGCCUCUCCUUGCGGGCCUUGUAGCAAGGCCCAAUCGAGUCUGCGAUGCGUGUAUAGCACGAGUAGUAGCCCGAGGCAAAACCACGGCCAGUUAAACCUAGGCCCUGAACUUCCAGAGGAAAAUCUCCUCGACUUGGACUUCUUCGAUCUAGACUCGCAGACGCUCCAUGAUGGCAUCGACCUCAAUUGUCUCACGGGCCUCGACGGCGCCGAUUCGCCUCCAGCGCUAGGGAACCACCUCUAUAGCUCACAAUUCCACAACAACAAAGAGCCGCCCUGGAUGGGCACGAACCUUUCUUCCACCGAAACGUGCUGCUAUCAGAUGGGCUCGGAGCCGGUCCAGCAGCCGUCCUUGAGCGAAGGUUCAAGCGCCAGCUCGGAGGUUCAAUUUUUUGCGGAGCUCGGCGACAGUAACCAUGAGAGCCCCUGGUAUGAGCCAUUUACACGAUGUGAAAGCCUGCGCUUCAUCCUGCAAGGCCUGACCGGCCGGCCACAGGACCAUAAUUUCCUUAGACGGCCCGAGCAUGAGAUGGUGCGGCCUCUGAAAGAAAUGUUCGCAGGGCUGGACCGAGUGACGCGGGAUGAGCGAGAGAGCAGGGCUCUCGCUGUCGUUUUGCGGGCCAAUGCCCCCUCGAUAGGAUUCGCGGCCUGGGACCUGCUGCCGUCCCGCCAAGUAUGCGAUGCCCUCCUCGGCGCGUACAUCAAGACCUUCGAGUCGGUGCUACGCAUCCUACAUGUGCCCUCCUUUCUGGGCGAUUAUGAACGCAUCUGGAAGAGCCCCACGUCACGAUCCAUGGAUGCGGACAAUGUGUUUUUGUGUAAAUUGCUCGUGGCGAUUGCCCUCGGAUCGUGCGUCUGCGUUCACCCCUCGGUUUCCAUCUCCGUGGCCCCGGACCAAGUGAGCGGCUGGAUUGCUCAUGUCCGGCAGUGGUGUGCGAACAAGAUGGUCGUACAUUCGUCGGCGAACCUGGACAUGGCUCAGAUCGCGUGUCUUCUUGCGUGGGCACGACACACCCAGCAUCACUCCGCCUCCUCCACGGGCAGCACUUGGUUCCCCGUGGACCACGAUCUGACCCGAAUGGCUCUCCAAAUGGGCCUGCAUCGGGAGGUGCGUGCCCGUUCUCCAGCUAUGCCGGCCGAGGAGGUCGAGAUGCGCCGGCGGCUAUGGGCGACGAUGCUCGAGCUGUCACUGCAGCUGUGUUUUGACGAAGGCUUGCCCGCUCCGCUCGCAUCUGAGAGUUAUGACUGCGAGACGCCUUCUAGUAUCGCCGACGAGGACCUGACCAUGGGUGCUGUGUCCCCCGACCGCUCAAACUUCACGCCAUCGACGAUCCUCAUGCUCCUGGCGCGGACGCAGCGACUUCGCCUGCGAAUCCUGCACAUCGUCAACGCCCCGGGUGUGUCCAAAGAUUAUGACGAGGGCCAUCGGCUCGCAGCGGAGCUCAAUGCCGUAUGUGGUGCCAACAUGGACAUGCUGCGCUCCAUCAAAACCCCCAAACCCACCCGAUUCCAAACCAAGCUCUUGGAUCUCUUCACGCGGCCCUUUGUGCUGGCGCUCCACGAGCAGUUCCCUGACCAAGCCGUCACCAAGUCAAGCGACUACUACUCACGCCGGAUGCGCAUGGAGGCGGCGGCACAAAUUCUCGCAAAUCCAUUGCUCUCCGUGCCUACACUCGCGAAGCACCCCGUGUCAGACCUGGGCUUCGCAGAGGCUUUAAGCCGAAGUCCAAGUCCAAGCACCACGAGACCAUUUGCAGCCAAGUCCACCGCCCUGGAGCGGGAUGCCUACGCAGCGCUCUGCAUCCGAGGUCAUGGGCACUUCGCGCUGGUGCAGCGACAGGCCACGAUGGUGCUGUGUCUGGACCUGAUCAGUGAGCUGGAGGAGAAUGCAUUCCCGAUCACAGACGGCGCGUGCCGGCGACAGCUCCGCGAUGUCGUGCGGGGCGGCGUGCGCGUCUUCGAGCGCCGGGUGCGGGCCGCGGGUGGGACGCACUCGACGCGGGAAUUCCUGAUCUUUACCUGCGCCAGUACCUAUAUCGAUGCCAUGCUGCGGGGCUGCCAGGCGCGGGAGAUCGACGAGGCCGUGGUUGAGGCAGCACGAGCGGCGUUGGCGGUAUGCCACAAGGUGAUGGGGCGUCCUCCGAGCCAGCAGGGGGCACGGAGCGAGAGGUCCGGGGAGGGACGGAGCGAGGAGGAUGUGCAGCUGUGGAUGCUUGGUGACGGACAGCGAGGAUAA
Venustampulla echinocandica is the source of this 2319-nucleotide messenger RNA. RefSeq lists its product as uncharacterized. NCBI's taxonomy places the organism in Eukaryota, Fungi, Ascomycota, Leotiomycetes, Helotiales, Pleuroascaceae. The record is from RefSeq and is a predicted model, not a curated record. The transcript has 2 exons. The coding region runs from base 1 to 2319 and encodes 772 amino acids. Gene Ontology annotation, biological process: regulation of transcription by RNA polymerase II; DNA-templated transcription. Gene Ontology annotation, molecular function: zinc ion binding; DNA-binding transcription activator activity, RNA polymerase II-specific; RNA polymerase II cis-regulatory region sequence-specific DNA binding. Gene Ontology annotation, cellular component: nucleus.